Messenger RNA from Helobdella robusta, 393 nucleotides. RefSeq lists its product as hypothetical. Lineage: Eukaryota; Metazoa; Annelida; Clitellata; Rhynchobdellida; Glossiphoniidae. The annotation marks the transcript as partial. The record is from RefSeq and is a predicted model, not a curated record. Gene Ontology annotation, molecular function: calcium ion binding; enzyme regulator activity. The transcript is spliced from 4 exons.
UUCUCCACCUUCGACAAGGACAACGACGGCAAGAUAACAGUCUGCGAGGUCCACAAAACUUUCAACUCUCUCGGAAUGCAGGUCGACUACGAGACCUGCGAACAGAUGGUUAAACAAGUGGAUCUCGAUGGAAAUGGUCAGAUAGAUUUUGAAGAGUUCAUCUUACUGACCACACGCUCCGAGAACCCGCAGUCUGAAGAGAGGGAGGUCAUGGAGAUGUUCCGACUGAUCGACAAGGACCACAGCGGCUCCAUCGAAGUCGAGGAACUGAAAGAGGCAUUCGUGACGUUGGGAAUGAAGUUAACCAUCGAUGACCUAAACGAGAUGAUGAAACAAGCAGAUAUCAACGGGGAUGGCAAGAUCGACUACUCAGGUCAGUCGCUGACGUCAUAA